UCCACAUUCUCUCUUGUUUCUUUAUCUUCUUACUCCAUAUUCAAGACUAAUGAAGAAGGCUGGUUGUGCUGUGUUGUACUUGGUGGCAGUGGUGGUACUGCUAGGAAACAUGCAUAUGACCGAGGCAGUUACUUGCAAUGCAGCGGAGCUAACACCAUGCCUGGAUGCGUUCACUUCGCCACGGCCACCUUCCGCCGUCUGUUGCAGUAAACUCAAUGAACAGAAGCCUUGCCUCUGUGGGUAUAUCAAAGAUCCAAGAUUCGCGAAGUAUGUGAAAUCCCCUAAAGCCAAAAAGGUUGCUAGCAGCUGCGGUGUGCCCAUUCCCAAAUGCUGAAAUUAAUUUAAAGAUUUUGCAAGUUACAUAAAAUAAGAUUAGUUUUGUGUUCAUGGCCAAAACUAAUGUAA
Olea europaea var. sylvestris is the source of this 405-nucleotide messenger RNA. Its product is annotated as non-specific lipid-transfer protein 2-like. The coding region runs from base 50 to 334 and encodes 94 amino acids. The transcript has a single exon. The record is from RefSeq and is a predicted model, not a curated record. NCBI's taxonomy places the organism in Eukaryota, Viridiplantae, Streptophyta, Magnoliopsida, Lamiales, Oleaceae. Gene Ontology annotation, biological process: lipid transport.